AUGAAUGAUUCUAAUAAUGAAUUUAAUUUUUCAUCUGGCCAAGAUAAAGAAAGUAAUGUCGAAUUAUUAGCUUCAACAUCUAUAUCUACUUCAGCUUUAUCUACCUUGUUUUUUGAAAGAUAUACUGCGUUGGAAUUAUUAGAUAAUAAAGAAGUAGAAGUAGAAAAGGUUUCUUGUAAAUUUGAAGAUUGCGAUACAGAAUAUGUAUGGCUAGGAUUAACCAGUAAUUGUAUAACCCAUCUUCAUGAUAUACACCAAAUCACCAAAGAAUCACUUAAAAAUACAUUAGUAAAAGCAAAGCAACAAACAAUUUGCCAAACAUCAGAUACUGUUUCUUUAACCUUUGAUCUUUGGUCAUCACAAGCACAUGAUAGCUAUCUUGGAAUCACUUGCCACUGGCUUACAGAUUCAUUUGAUUUGCAUGAGAUCAUACUUAACAUUGGAGAGUUGAAUAAACAUCAUGCAUCUGAUAUUGUUGAAUCUGUUAAUUCUGUUCUUAAUAAAUUUAAAAUUAAUUGUCAAACCAUUUUUUCUAUUACUACUAAUAAUAGAUCCAAUGUCAGAUCCACAGUGCAACAAAUAGGUAUUUCUAAUGUGAAAUGUGCUGGGCAUACACUUCAAUUGAGUGUCAAUUUAGGUUUAAAGAAAGUUGAUAAAAUCAUUUCAAAAUGUAAAGCACUUAUCUCAAUUUUAUCAAAAGAAAAAAAACAUAGACAACUUCAUGAAGCUCAAUUACAGAUUACUUCAGGGCUUAAAGAGCUACUUGAUGUUAUUAAAGAUGUGAAUACAUGUUGGAAUUCUACUCUUUAUGCUAUUGAACGUCUUGUAUAUUUAAAACCUGCUAUCAUACAAUUAUACUCAACUCUUACUAACCAUACAAUUAGGAAGGUCAGAAAAGGAGCAGAAACCAUGGGCCCUUAUAUUCCUUUUUUGGAAAAAUUUGAAUUAUUAGAAGAACUUAUCAAAGUUCUUUUCCCUUUUGAUAAAGCCAUUCAAUUUUUAAGUGGAUCGAAGUAUCCAAUACUGGGUUUCAUGACACCAAUUUUGGAAGAACUUGCUUGUCAGCUUAGAUAUUUUAUUGGACAAAAUAGUAUGGCAAUUCUUGUUAAAGAUACAAUUUUAGACAAUUUAAUUGAACGGUGGAGUAAUUCAAAUGAAAUAGGCAUGUGCUGCUCCUUCCUUAAUCCAUGUUUUAAAAAGCUAAAUUUCUGCACUAGUGCUUUAUGA
Messenger RNA from Cetraspora pellucida, 1227 nucleotides. NCBI's taxonomy places the organism in Eukaryota, Fungi, Glomeromycota, Glomeromycetes, Diversisporales, Gigasporaceae. The record is from the annotation of a GenBank genome assembly.